CACGGACGAUCUUUCCGGGUGUUUCGUUUGUUGUUAUGGUCACAGAGAGCUUGACCCAGAUGAAAGAUGUCGGCGGCCUCCGAUGUAAACUUUUCGGGCCUGGUUCCCGGGCCCUGGGCUCUAGGCCUCUCCAAGUUUGGGAUCCUGUAGCAUCCGUACCCUGCGCCAUGGAGGUGCGGUACACACGACACCGAUGGCAUCAUCACAUAACUAAUCGACGGAGAGGAGGGGCAGAGGAGAGAGCACGACCGCCAGUGUCCCAUCCAACUGCGCCCUCGCCCUUCACCUACCCCCACCCGUGCGAGACGAGACAUCUCUGCCACUCCUUUGGCGUUCCUCAUUUCCUAGCCUUCAUCCACUGCCCCAAUCCCAAGAGGCGAAGGAAAGAACAGAGAAAGGGGAAAGAAAUCCUGAAUCCAUUGGUUUUUCGUCUCAUCUUCUCAGAAUUAGUUCUUGACGGCCUCGAUCUGAAGGCACAAGCAGACAUGAGUGACGGAGGAUUUCUCGGCAUCCAGCCGACGGAGCUCAAAGUCCCUUUUGUCAUUUUGCUAACGGGAUUUGCCGGCUGGUCAUGCGUCGAGAAGUUGAGUUGAAGAAGCAGAGCUCAUGUUCCAUGCAGCUGACCAACAAGACAGAUCAAUAUGUUGCUUUCAAGGUUAAAACUACGAACUCGAAGAAAUAUUGUGUCCGCUCCAAUACCAGGAUUGUAUUGCCUAGGUCCACAUGUGAUGUCACUGUUCAAUAAAGAACCUGGUAAGGUUGUUGAUGAGUUCAAGUUGCGGGUCACUUAUGUUCCUGCUGGUCCUCCCUCACCUGUUCCUGAGGAACCAGAAGAAGGAUCAUCCACAUUGGAAACGGGCUUCAUAGUUUACAAACACAAGAUUCUGUAUCAAGAUCUAGCGAGCCGUCAAAGGAGAAGUCUUCAGAGGCAUUGGCUAUGAUUUCAAAGUUGACUGAAGAGAAACAUACUGCCAUUCAACAAAACCAGAAAGCUUCGGCAGGAACUGGUGCACAUUUCAAAUCACAUACAAAUGUAUGAUACAACUAAAGGCUAGCAUUUUUGCCAUUCAUAGUGCUUAUAAACUGGUAAAUAGUUUGUAAUGAAAAUCUAGUAGAUUAUGCUGGUGAUUGCAACUUAGAUGUUUCAAUUCUAUUUAUUGUCUAUGUACCUUUCGUAUCCAAUUUUUAUUCUGAACUCAUUAAAAUGCCGAAUGCCUUCAUGAAUGAGUAAAAUCAUAUACUUUCAUUAAAGUAUGGAAAUACCCAGUUCCGUCAGUCUUUUCAUCCUGAGGUACAGAAUAUGAUAUAUAUAUAUUUUUUUUAUUGCAUAUGGUGAAAAAGACUGCUGUAGUUUGAAAUGUACAAUUCUCGUGCAUCUAGUUCUUCAUUUUGAUAUCUCUCUAAUCUGAACACUAAAUCAUAUCUUGUUCGUCUAUCGUUUGUUUCUGUUUCAAUAUAAAAGGUGCUGUAAGAAACCAGGAAUACAUCGCAAAAGACUCCGAAAAUGCCAGCACAGGAACCAUGGUGACACUUCUGUAUAGCUUACAACAAAUUAGAAUUUCAUUUUGAUUCUUUCCCUAUAUUAUGAAACUACAAUGCAAACAAUUUUGAUGAUUCUUAUACCCUUCGGUUGAUCCACUAAUACUGAUGUAUUGGUUUAUAUCUCAGACCAUGAUAUCGAUGAAAGAGGCCUGAUAUUUAGUUUUGCCAGGAGCUCCAGUUUGAUUGUGAACAUGUUGCAAAAGAUUCCUGGUUAUUAUCAUGAUAUUGUGGCUCACUCUAAUGGCAAUUGCAGGAUCUGCUGAGGAAAAAACGCAACGUGGUGGUGUCGAUGGUGCUCUUAUAGGGUAUAUCAUCAAGAAGUUGUAACACAGAAUGCAAAACCAAACUGGAUGAAGUCACAACACAGAAGGUAAAGAAAGAUGAUUUUGGAAUGUGAUCUUGAACUUCUUUUUCUAGAUUGCGGCCUUAUCUUUUCUUCUAUAUAUGAAACUUUGAAGGUAACCUGUAAACGACACGAAGUAUUUUUGAUCUUAAUCAUUUAAUUUCUUGUGAAAUACUUGGAAUUUUCUGACAUCAAGAAAACAGUAUCUUUGAAAUAAGAAGAGUCUUUGUGACUA
Molecule: messenger RNA, 2120 nt
Organism: Musa acuminata AAA Group (dessert banana)
Lineage: Eukaryota; Viridiplantae; Streptophyta; Magnoliopsida; Zingiberales; Musaceae
Exons: 6
Coding region: 642-941 (99 amino acids)
Source: RefSeq, a predicted model, not a curated record